AUGGGUACAGGUAAGAAAUCCCACAAUAACCACAAAAAGGAGAAUUUUGUAAAUGAUUUCCUUCCUCUUGGAAACUUAGAGAAAGUUGUAAAAGAAAUUGAUGAUCAGCCACUUCCACUUGUUGAUGGGAUUGAUGAUCAACUUGUGGAGUUUUCGAUAGCCAUGAGAAGUCCAACAUUUGCUAAGAAUCUUGGAAACUUUGAGCAAAAAGUAGGAGGCUCGGGAUCCUUGAAACACUAUCCAAUUGAGCUUGAAAAUGGUGAAAAAUCUCAGAGGUGUUGUGGAGAAAAUGGGACUUGCUCUCAUGUCUUGUUGAUGUGCAUAGUGACAAGCAAAGUAGCUCGAGAUGUUGUGAAGGUGGGCAACAAGUUUUUUUAG
Lactuca saligna is the source of this 378-nucleotide messenger RNA. NCBI's taxonomy places the organism in Eukaryota, Viridiplantae, Streptophyta, Magnoliopsida, Asterales, Asteraceae. The record is from the annotation of a GenBank genome assembly.